Molecule: messenger RNA, 3639 nt
Organism: Seminavis robusta
Lineage: Eukaryota; Bacillariophyta; Bacillariophyceae; Naviculales; Naviculaceae
Source: the annotation of a GenBank genome assembly
GUCUCAAGUCUCAAACGAUCGACCAACCGACCUCCAAGGCCAGUUCUGCAGGCAGGACAGGGCAGUCGAACAAAGCUAUUAUAUAUUGUACGCAAUACCUAGACUAACUGAACCAUGAGCUCUGGAGAGGGGACAGCAAACAACGAACAGCCAGACCAUGAAAAGAUCCUGAACGUAAAUGUGGGUGUUUUGGGCCAUGUCGAUUCCGGAAAGACGUCUCUUGUCAAGACACUCUCUACCAUGCUUUCCACUGCAGCCCUGGACAAAUCCAAACAGAGCCGCCAACGGGGAAUGACGCUAGACCUAGGUUUCAGUUGUUUCAUCCAAGAUCUACCUCCCCACUUGAAGGAAUCAUUUCCAACCAAAGAAAAACUUCAGAUUACACUUGUGGAUUGCCCAGGGCAUGCUAGUCUGAUUCGGACAAUUAUUGGUGGCGCCCAGAUCAUCGACAUGGUACUUCUUGUUGUGGAUGCAUUCAAGGGAUGGCAGGCACAAACUACAGAGUGCCUCGUUUUGGCACUCCUCACCAGUCGGCACAUUGUCGUGGCCCUCAACAAGGUCGACCUCUUUGCACCCGAGGAACGAGAUGAUCUCAUUGAAAAGGCAAAGAAUAGUGUCCGGAAGAGACUCCAAGGCACCCGCUUUGCAGACGCGCCUCUCAUUGGAGUAUCAGCAUGUGUUGGAGGUGAAAAAGUUGCUGCUAGUGAUGGUGAAACCUCACAUUUGCAAAUGGCACACGAAAACUUCAACAUUGACAAACUCAUUGACCUCCUACGCAGUGAAUUGCCACAACCAAAGCGAAGCUCGACGGGACCAUUCUCCUUCAGCGUUGACCAUUGCUUUCCCAUACGAGGGAGAGGGACUGUCUUGACGGGGACUGUUCUGAAUGGGUCAGCGUCAGUCAAUGAAAUGCUAGAGUUUCCAGCCUUGGGGUUGGAACGAAAGAUCAAGAGCAUACAGAUGUUCAAGAGACAGGUACAAUCGAUCAUGCAAGGAGAUCGAGCUGGAAUAUGCGUCAGUAACCUGGAUGCGAAGUUGCUCGAACGUGGGAUUGCUGCUAGUCCUGGUGCUAUUCAGCUGUGGAAGCGAGGGAUUGCACUUGUUCGUAAAGUUAGCUACUUCCCAGGCAAUCUACCGUGUGGGAGCAAAUUUCAUGUCAGCGUGGGGCAUGCUACUGUCAUGGCUACCGUGACAUUCUUCGGAGCCAAGGAGCUGAGAAAUGUGGACAUUUCACAGACACAAGAACCUGAACAAUCUGCAACGGUAACAGGAUCCAAGAAGGCCAAGGAGCCUGGACUUCAGUCAUCAUCACUUGGAGGAGACGCAAACAUUGCAGGUCUACCCCGGAUACCGUUCGAUUUCAAUCAAGAUUUUGUAGUUCAGGAAGAGUUGAUUGACAGCGGGAAGGAAAUUGACAAAAACAGCGCUGACAAUCGUGGUCUGUUGAAUUGGGCAAAACUGGAAUUCCAGAUCCCAGUGUUUUGCCCUCCAAACAGCCUCAUCAUCGGCUCACGCCUGGAUGCUGUCGAGAAUAACUCCGUGUCUUCAUCAUCAUGCCGAUUGGCUUUCUCUGGCCGACUCAUUGAAAAAAUGGAUGACACCGGGAACGACCAAGUCAAGCUUUACACGGUCAAGGAGAAACUAGGGGCCAUCUCCAGGCUAGGUGAUCCACACCGACGGAACGACGAUCAACGUAUAGUUCGCUACGAGGUCUUUGGUACAGACUUGUUCAAAGCAGAGACCAACAUGAAAGUGUUUGUUGGAAUGAAGUUACUGACAAAAAAUGGGGAAGUAGGAGAAAUAAAGUCUUCAUUCGGAACAACCGGGAAGUUUCGGGUGUUGUUUCCAGCCGGCAUCGAAGCCCGAGAGGGUGAUCCCUUGAUUCUUCGAUUCAAGCGCUUUGUACACGAUAGCACCAAAGCAAUGCACCAAGACGUUGAGUUACCCGUCGCCAGGUCCGGGACGAGACUCGAGCCGCCGAAGAAGGGCAAGAAGAAGGCACCCCCAAAGGGUGUGAAAUUGGAUGGCGAAAUAGCGUCUAUCAAAGGCGAUGUGCUGGCUGACGGAAAACACAACAUGGCGAUUAUUGCUGGAUUCUUUGCUCCAGAAGUUGACAUUCGACAAAAGGUUGGAUGGAAAGUGGUGAUCCCCAGUACAAACGAAUCAGGGGCUAUCGCCGGGCCUUUUGGCAAGGCUGGGAAAUGCAAGGUGACUUUUCAGGAUGGUAUCUCGGCUGAACCAGGUGCGAAAGCAAAACUCAUAAUAGAAUGAAUGUGGAUUUGUACCAUGAUAUAGUAACGAAGAUAUCUUCGUUUCCACUACUGUCGUACACUAUGGCUACCGUGCCGGUAUUCCACUACUCAAUUAAUUGUAUAACGUCACCAACAUCGUUGCUUCCAAUACUUUACAGAGUUCCGGAACAGGACGAGACAACCUUUGACUCAGUAUAGCAUCGUCAUACCGCACUACGGCCGUAUCAGUUCCUUAAACAUUUGUUUGCUUGCAAUCGACAUCGUUCGUUACAAAAAAUGUCAGUGUGUCCUUGUCAUCGAUGAUUUCCCGACCUGGCAACGAUCUGUAAGAGAGAGGCUGAGAAUCGAGUCUGUGGCCGUAACUUUGGGGGACAAGGAAUGCAGCACUCAACAAAAUGAUGGUCGCAAUGACGAGUGCCUCAAGAACCAAUAUAAUACCAACCAGACCUACUGGAAUGUCAAUGUAAGCAGCAUAAAAUCCUCCUGUGUACAGCCACGUGCCCAUAAGGACACAAAUCCCCGGUUGCAUCACAAAAGCAAUAACAUGUUUCGGAAACAUAAUUGAAUACGCCAUGACUGCCGCCCCCACCAAACAAAGCUGUGCCAAGAGUUCGUGCAGUCGAAAGUCGGCUGGAACUUGUUUCAACAUGGCGUGUUCGUUCCAUAGAAUAUACUGGCAUAUCAUGGCAAACACAAGGCAUCUCCUUGAGCUGUCUUGCGGUAGGCGCUUCAUCCCUUCCAGAAGAGCUGCCACACCAACCAGCAUGAUAGUGAGAUAGAGAGUGACAUGGGUCGCGGGAGCAAUGAUGUUGUCCCAACCCGGGGCCUCAAAGCAAACUCCAAACAUUGUGACUGGAAUAAGAACCAGCCCAGCUCCCAUGAGGAAGGAAUGGUUCUUCUCCGGGAUGUGAGCAUCUGCAAACGAAACACCAUUUGGAAGAUUGCGAGCUCGGUGCAACGUGAGCAAGAGGUAGAACACCCCAAAGGUGAUGAAUCCAGUGCCAGCCACGGCGUGACCGGAGAAGUAACCCGUUUUGUGCGCCAUGUCCAUUUCCAUGUUCAUAUUGCUCCUCGAGGCCCUUGUGAGAGUUAUUGCUGAGAUAGGUUGCGCAAGAGCGAAAUCCAAAACUAUGAUUAGCUCCCCUUUGGCAUGCUGUACUGUAUGUGUGUGUCCCUUCAGGUUUUUGUUUGAGCCAAAAAUAAAUGUGCAUUCCUUCGGACGUGACAAGCUUGGAGGGAUUGACGGCGCGCAACUUUAGGAAAAUUUGGUGACGAGCGGCAACCAGCGGUACGAGUUUCUGGGCCCUCGUAAGACUAGACUUAUCAAUAGUUUUCCACCAAGUAUGGAGCUAGCUAUCGUUUAGUCAUGGCCGCACACUAGAACGGC